UGUUGGAAACAUGGCGACGCGGAGCGGCCUUACGGCUCUGUUUCCAGUGCAGAGCCAGCUGGACUACGCCCUGGAAGACGCCAGGUCCCAGGAAGAAAAAGAAAAUCUUGUCUUCCAAUACCUGAAGAAAAUAGACGACAGGAAGGAUGACUUGAAGGUCCCCGAUUUCGAAGAAGGUCUGGAAUGGCUGAACACACAGCAACCCCUCUCCCUGGCCCGAGAGCUCUCUGGGAAGGUGGUGGUGCUGGACUUCUUCACUUACUGUUGCAUCAACUGCAUGCACCUGCUGCCCGACCUGCACCUGCUGGAGCAGCAGCACACUGUCAAAGAUGGGCUGGUGGUCGUGGGCGUGCACUCGGCUAAGUUCCCCAACGAGAAGGUGCUGAGGAACGUGCAGAACGCGGUGCUUCGCUACGGCAUCACGCACCCGGUGGUGAACGACGGUGCCGGCCGGCUCUGGCAGGAGCUGGAGGUGGCCUGCUGGCCCACGCUCGUCAUCCUGGGUCCCCGCGGCAACCUGCUCUUCUCGCUGGUGGGGGAGGGGCACAGGGACAGGCUCUUCCUGUUCACGGCCGCGGCGCUGAAGCACUACGGCCAGACGGGCGAGCUCAGGGAUGCCGACAUCGGGAUCAGGCUCUACCGGGACUCCCUGCCCCCCUCCACCCUCUCCUUCCCAGGGAAGGUGGCCGCGGACCCCGCAGGAGGGAGGCUGGCCGUCGCGGAUACCGGCCAUCACAGGGUGCUGGUGCUGUCUACCAGCGGGCACGUCCUCCACUGCAUCGGAGGGCCGGGUAGCGGGAGGAGAGAUGGCGCCUUCUCUGAAGCCUUGUUCAGUUCACCGCAGGGCGUGGUGAUAAAGGGAGACGUGGUGUAUGUGGCCGACACAGAGAACCAUCUGAUCAGAAAGAUUGACCUGCUGGAGGGGAGGGUCAGCACCCUGGCAGGGGUGGGGGUGCAGGGUACGGAUCGGGAGGGCGGGGGGUUGGGACCCCAGCAGCCCAUCAGCUCCCCCUGGGACCUGGCGCUGGGUACUGCAGGUGGGGAGGAAGACAAUGUUUUGUGGAUAGCCAUGGCUGGCACACAUCAGAUCUGGGCACUGUUUUUGGAGGAUGGAAAGCUGCCCAAGGGCAGCGAAUCCACAAAGGGCAUGUGCGUGCGAUUCGUGGGCAGCGGGAAUGAGGAGAACCGCAACAAUGCCUACCCACACAAGGCCGGCCUGGCACAGCCGUCCGGCGUGUCCGCGGCGCCGCAGGAGCCCUGGAGCUGCCUGUUCGUGGCCGACAGCGAGAGCAGCACCGUCAGAACCGUGUCCCUGAAGGACGGAGCCGUCAAACACCUGGUGGGCGGGGAGCGAGACCCCCUGAACCUGUUUGCGUUUGGGGACGUGGACGGGGCGGGGAUAAACGCCAAGCUUCAGCACCCCCUGGGCGUGGCCUGGAGCCCCAGCGGCAGCCUUCUCUAUGUGGCCGAUUCCUACAACCACAAGAUCAAAGUGGUGGACCCGAAAUCCAAGCAGUGCAGGGUUCUGGCGGGCACGGGGGAGGCCAGCGACAGCCUGGGGCCCGGGUUCGAGGAGGCCAGCUUUAACGAGCCAGGCGGGUUGUGUGUAGGAGAGGCAGGGAAGGUGCUGUACAUCGCAGACACAAACAACCACCACAUCAAGGUCUUGGACCUGGAGAGCCGGAGUGUAUCGCUGCUGCCCAUCUCUUUCCAGGAUGUGUUGGAUGCCGUAGGUGACACCUCUGUUGCCAUGGCUGUCAGAAAGGCCCCCACACUGCCCAAAUCGGCUGCCAGGAUCGAGAUGUCGGUGCUGGCUGUGUCGGCGGGGCAGACGGUGCAGAUGUCCCUGGCCUUGACUCUGCCGGAUGGCACCAAGCUGACCCAGGAGGCGCCCAGCUUUUGGGCCCUGUCCGCUGAAGGUAACGAGUGGCUGCUGGAGGGUCAGUGUCUGAGCGGGGACAUCAGGGACAUUUCCCAGCCUCUGAGCGUGAUGGUGGCGGUCCCGCUGACAGCACGGUCACCCGACCCCACUCUGACCGUGGACGCCUGGGUGUACUUCUGCAGCGCAGAUGAGGGGGCGUGUAUGAUGAGGGCAGCGUCCUUCAGACAGCCCCUGCAGAUCGACCGCGCCCCACGCGACGGCACGGUCAACGUGACCAUGUCUCAUGCUUUCUAACCGCAAGGGAACCGGACGCCUCUCGCCAGGGUUCUGGCACACUGCCUGUUACACAAGUAUAGCACCUGCAACAAGUUUGGAAACCAAAAAACUAGUGUUUGCUUUGCCUUUGGCUGCCGGAAACGGCAGAACAAUGUCCCACAGGGUAUCAAACUCAGAACGGACCAUUUUGGUCCGGUUUGGUCUGGUCUGGUUUGGUUCGGUUUUGUUGGGUUUGGUCUGGUUUGACAUGCCCGUGUGAGACCAGCGCAUGCAGGCUGCGGAGCUCUCAUUCCCACCAAACGGCCUCAUACACACAGAGAUGCCGGCUGCGUUUCUACUGCUGAUCUCAAAAGACACACAGGGCUGUUCUCUCAGAGAGCACCAGUCUCUUCCCUCGCAGUUAUCACAGCUUGCAAUACCGUUCACAUUUUUCAAGAAGCGAAAAAAAAAGUAGGAUCUAAUGCAUCUAAACUAACCCCAGGGAAAUUGUUUGACUGCACACGGCAAACACACUCCCGGUUUGGGGGCUAUAUGAGGCUGGUGCGUCCAGCCAAAUACUUUCCCUGGGUUUUCUGUUCCUCCUUAAACAACCCUUUGUGCCUUUUGUCAACCUUUUGAUACUGUACAUGGCAAGCCAGUGUUAUAUCACCAACACUGUGGUCAUUCUUUGCUUUAGAAGCAGAUUGUUGCCUUAGAAUCGGAGGGGGGAGAUACCCUCUGGCCCUUGGACUCCUCCUGCAUGUGGUUUUGUCCUCUUGCCUGUUGCUCUGAGGUGCAGAUAGACUGUCCCUGGAUCAGUUAUUACCUCACUGUGGAAUGUGGCGGAACACAGAGCAAGGUGCCUGGGACUGACCUGAAGCUGACUGAUGUGCACUCCACUGUAAAGCCUGCACCUGGCCUUCAUAAUACCCUCUUCUCGGUCUGUGUACCUGCAUGGUGUUUAAGGAGGACUCAGUGUGCUUUUCACUGUCUUUUCUAAUAAUUUAUACUGUGGUCCUGGACAGACAGGACUAAGAAGAUGCAUGUGCAUGAAGAGAAUCGGUUAGCUGUGGACUUGCAAUCCAUCUGAUGGCUGAAACAAGGCAUUCCACAGUUCUGUGGUCAUGUUUCUUUUGUCUAAUUGACUUUUAUGACCCCACCAGAUCGUCUUAUAGUGGGAGUGUGACUUAACACGCCCUUUUAAUUAUGGAAUUCGUGCCGGAGACACAGACGACUCUGUAGUAUAUCAGUCAGGGAACAGGGCUGGGAACCAGGUGGUUGCAGGAUUGAUUCCUGUGGGGAGCACUGCUGUUGUGCCCUUUGGCUUUGUCUGAAUUUCUGUAUUAAAGAUCCUGUUUAAAGAUUUAUCAAUGCAAAAUGGCAGCCAUAUAAGUUGCCCUUUAGGAUUUUCUGCCGAGCAAAAGAAUGUUUCACUCUGCCUAAUAAUGUACUGUAGACAUCCUCACAUUUAGCUCUGAAGUUUUGCUACUGUGGGUUGUUUAAUGAAAUCUAAAUUACUGUUUUAGCAAGUUAAAAAGUAAAACACAGCAGUUCACUGGCUUUCCCAAUAUCUCUGCUUUGUAUUGUAUGCACAUUUUCUGGUAUUUAAACCCUGUUUUUGUCCUUCAUGUUGGUAAACAUCUGUUGAUUGGCACCACUAGGGUUAAGAGCAAUAAGAAAGUGGGACAGUUUACAACGGGGGGGGGGUCUUCUGUAUGGGUCUUCUUUUCAAAUGGUCUUUGAAGGCUGGUGUGUUCUCUGACAUCAAGCUGGGGUUAUCAGGUUUUCCAGGAUAACCCUCAAUUUCUAUUCUGGGACCUGUAAGAAUAUUUAAAUUUUUGUUGCUGUUUGUCUCUUUAUUUUAAGGGGUGGCUUUGGCUGUGUUUGGUCUUUCUGGUCUUUUGAUGAAGCGACAGGCACUUCACUGAGUUUACGCUGCCUUUAACUGCACUUUGCACUUGCCUUUUCUACUGACCGAAAAAAAAACUUUUUAAAACGUACCUACUCUCUAUCCCC
This is a messenger RNA of Megalops cyprinoides (Indo-Pacific tarpon), 4153 nucleotides long. RefSeq names its product NHL repeat containing 2 (gene nhlrc2). The record is from RefSeq and is a predicted model, not a curated record. Gene Ontology annotation, molecular function: protein binding. NCBI's taxonomy places the organism in Eukaryota, Metazoa, Chordata, Actinopteri, Elopiformes, Megalopidae. Bases 11 to 2176 code for a protein of 721 amino acids. The transcript is spliced from 11 exons.